Messenger RNA from Xiphias gladius (swordfish), 3292 nucleotides. RefSeq names its product chemokine (C-X-C motif) receptor 3, tandem duplicate 2 (gene cxcr3.2). The record is from RefSeq and is a predicted model, not a curated record. Gene Ontology annotation, cellular component: membrane. Lineage: Eukaryota; Metazoa; Chordata; Actinopteri; Istiophoriformes; Xiphiidae. The coding region runs from base 98 to 1240 and encodes 380 amino acids. The transcript is spliced from 3 exons. Gene Ontology annotation, molecular function: chemokine receptor activity. Gene Ontology annotation, biological process: chemotaxis; G protein-coupled receptor signaling pathway; immune response.
AUCUAUACGAUUACUUCUUGAAUCAGCUCCUUCCUACCUUCUUUACCAGAUCUAAUAGGGUCUUGGAUGUUCUGCUGCCUCCUUGCUUACAACAAAUAUGGAUCAAGUCACACCAACCACCGAAGAUUACUGGGUCUUUGAAGAAAACUAUGAAGACAAUAACACCUUGUCCCCUGAGACAAGCAAGAGUCAUGCAGCCCCAUGCUUACAGGAGGACAUCUACGGGUUUGCACAAAAGUACUCCCCUGCUGUGUACAGCCUGGUGUUCCUCCUGGCUGUUGUGGGCAACGUGCUGGUGCUAUGUGUGAUCCGACGCUACCGAAACUCUCAGAGUGGUGGGACCUGUGCCUUCUCUCUGACCGACACCUUCCUCCUUCACCUGGCCAUUUCUGACCUCUUGCUGGCUUUCACCCUGCCCCUGUUUGCGGUGCAGUGGGCUCACCAGUGGGUGUUCGGUUUGGCUGUUUGCAAGAUCUCCGGUGCCCUCUUCUCCCUGAACCGCUACAGUGGCAUACUUUUCCUGGCCUGCAUCAGCUUUGACCGGUACCUGGCCAUCGUUCACGCGGUCAGCUCUGGCUGGAAGCGUAACACCUGCCAUGCCCAAAUUGCGUGCGCCAUCAUCUGGAUGGGCUGCCUGGGCCUGAGUGGGGUGGACAUUACCUUCAAACAGGUAGUGGCUGUGAACACUGUGGGUCAGCACAGGGCGCUCCUGUGUCAGGUGUGGUUCACUGAGAACUCCACACAGUGGCAGGUGGGACUGCAGCUGGUCAGUGUGGUUCUGGGUUUUGGGCUGCCUCUGUUGAUCAUGCUCUACUGCUACAUCCGCAUCUUCAGGUCUCUAUGCAAUGCCACUCGCCGCCAAAAGCGCAAGUCUCUCCGCCUCAUCAUCUCCCUGGUGUCUGUGUUUGUGGUCUGCUGGGCACCGUACAGCUGCUUCCAAUUGGCAGAUAGUCUGCACAGGUUGGGCGCAGUGACCGGAGGUUGCCAGUUUGGCCGCGUGGUUGACCUUGGGACGCUGAUCACUGAAAGCGUGGGGUUGUCGCACUGCGCCCUGAACCCUCUGCUGUAUGGCUUUGUGGGGGUGAAGUUCAGGAGGGAGCUGGCAAGGAUGUGUAAGGGGCUGCUGGGACAGAGAGGCUGGCUUGGGAUGGAGGGAUGGAGACAUGGGAAGCUUAGAAGAACCACGGGCUCAUUCAGUUCUGCAGAAAGUGAAAACACCUCCUUCUCCGUCAUGGCGUGACAUUGGUUAGAGAGACAUGAAGAAAGAAGCAGAUGUGUGUGUGAUUGUGUGUGAGAGAGGGGGUUUGGUGUGAGCGAAAAGGAGAAAGAAAACUGGAGUGAAUUCAGAAAAAGGAAGGCCUGAACAGAGAAUAUAUGAUAAGUUUAAUUAGGACUGUUCAAUAUGUUCUCAGAGGGAAAGCUUUUUCUGCCUGUUUCUGCAUCUAGAUUUCUGUGAUGUAUUUCUUCCAGUGGUGCUUUGCCAUCUGGUUGUUGGUGUGGUGCCGCGUACAACAGGUUGUUUUAUUGUUGUUUCUUUUUUUUUUUUCAAGAAUACUGUAGUAAAAUUGUGAAACAUCAGCAAUCUACAUUUCUUCAUACUCAUAGAAACGCUUGUUCAGCACUUAAGAUAUACCCUGUGGCUUUAGUAGUCAAACUAAUCUCACGUCAUUACACUCAGUGGGUUUUUCCCAUCAGAUUCCACUCUCAGAUAGUUUGCAGUAAAACAAGUUUCAGCUUAUCAAACAGUGGAAAUGGUUGUAUAGGAUAAAAAUCUGUGUAUAUUGAAAUUCAUGUUUUUUAUGUUCCAUUUGUUCAACUUUUACAGCUGUUCCCUCAGCUGUGUGCUUCAAAAUAUUACUCUGUGCCGCAAAAGGGGAAAUGAACAUGACUCUUUGUGAGGUACACAGAUUUUUAUAAUAAAUAUUUUGGAAUAAAACCAAAGUUUCAUGUCUAUAAUGCAUAAACAUCUCAUGUUACCUCUCUGCAGGUUUACUAUGGGCAGCUUUCAUUUAGCACAACAUGUAGCUAACGCAAAUAGCAAUUAAUAUAACUUUGGAGCUAUAAUUAACUGGGUGAGAUAAUGGGACGGCGUGCCUUGGAGAGGAUGGUGCAUCUGGUUCUGAGCCACUGCGACACUAUUAGACUUGUAGAUCCAGAAAAGUAAAGUUCCCCUUAUUUGCUCAUAGAGCAGCAACAAAUGUUAUAUUAGAAAGGCAGCAUGAGAAGCUCAAUCUGAGAUUAUUGACCACAGCCAGUGGUAUUCAGAUACUAUACUUAAGUAAAAGUAGUGAUACUGCAAUGUAAAAAUUCUCCAUUAGUAAUGAUACAUAAGUAUGGUCAGAAAAAUGUACCUUUAACAUCAAAACUACAAGUACACAUUAUUCAGAAUAACCCCUUUAAUAUCGUUAUAUCAUUAUGUGCAGUGUUUUAUUACUUCUGGCAGCAUUUAAAUGUUGCAGCUGAUCGAUGUUGAGAUCAUUUUAACUAUUUACAUAUAUAUUUUUGGGUUUUUUAAUCUGUACCAAUACAUAUUUUUUUUAAAAUAAACUGAUUAUAAGUUUUGCACUUUUAAUUUAUAAAUCUGCCAAAUAACAAGUAAAUCUAUCUGACGAAUGAAUGGAGCCAGAAUUUAGAAGAGCAGAAUCAUUGCUGGAAAACGUAUUCAGAUCCUUUAGUAAAGUAAAAGUAGUGAUUCAAUAAUAUAAAAAUAAUACAUUACAAGUAAAACUCCUGCAUUAAAAAUCCUACUUUAGUAAAAGUACUGAUGUGUAAUCAGCAAAAUGUACUUAAAGUAUCAAAAUAAAAGUCUGCUGUAAAAUUGCCCCUGUUACUGACAUAUCAUUUUAUCUGACAUAAUUAGCAUGCAGUAUUUUACUGUUGUAGCUGGUCAAGGUGGAGCUGUGAUAGAAAAUGAGAAAAGUAAGUGGGUUUAUCAUUUAAACAUCAUUUUUGAAGAAGAAUUCAACUACAACUCAAACAGAUGUCUGUGUCUUAUGUAACAUGUAAUGUAAACAGAAGAGCAAGGCUUCAGUCUCUUCAUGACCAAAGAUGGUAGUACUGUACUGGACUAGUGUUGAUUAAUGAGGUUAAGUUGUAGGGCCCUUGUUUUCUUAUUUCCCAUACAUAUGCAUGUGAAUGUAUGUUUGGCAAAUUGACCACUGGAUACCUGUUGAUAUGUACUGACCAACCAGAAUGAGUCUCUUUGUUCUCUAGAAAAAUAUUAGGUUUGCUCUCUGUUAGGAGAGACAGGGGUGUUUUGCCGACUUGUGUAAGUUGCUGUCACCUAUUAAUG